Molecule: messenger RNA, 389 nt
Organism: Rubroshorea leprosula
Lineage: Eukaryota; Viridiplantae; Streptophyta; Magnoliopsida; Malvales; Dipterocarpaceae
Source: the annotation of a GenBank genome assembly
AAAGAGAGAAAAUCAGCGAAAGAAUGAAGCUUCUCCAAGAUCUUGUUCCCGGUUGCAAACAACCCCUGAUGAGCAAACCGUUAAAUGUUAACGGAAAGGUUAAGAGAGGGGCUGCUUUGCCACCAGUUGAAACGGAGAUGGACACAGCUAAGUCAAGUUAGACUCUAGAAGGGAAGUUUUCUUAACGUCUAUUUUUUUAUUCACAAAACUCAAACUCAAAAGUCUAGUUAAGGGGAAUUGAGAACAUGUUGUUGGUUAGUUAGUCCUAAUUUGUGAACUAUUAGAUGUUGGAUGUUGUCUGGUUUGGGUUUACUCUUCAAAACUUAAUCUUCCUAGUUUAUUUAUAUAGAUUUUUGAGCUUAUGAAUCCUUUGCCUUUAUUUGAAAGUU